Messenger RNA from Clonostachys byssicola, 1716 nucleotides. The record is from the annotation of a GenBank genome assembly. NCBI's taxonomy places the organism in Eukaryota, Fungi, Ascomycota, Sordariomycetes, Hypocreales, Bionectriaceae.
AUGGCUCAACUAAUGAUACGACCAAGGAACGACAGCGUCAUUGAGAGGGGGCUUUACUCGAAAAUUGAAAAGCUACUAUCAAAAUCCGAAGGCAAAAGCGAUGCGACUAUCAAGUCCACCUUCCUCGAUACCAUUUGGCCAGAGCUGGAGCAAGAUUAUAGGUUGAUGGUAGGAAACUUGAUCAUUUAUUGUGAGCAUGAAAUUCAACAGCGAGGCAUUAGUGCCAAGGUCGAUGGGAGGGUCAAAGCCUCCAGCUCAAUCAAUAAAACACUCCACCGCCGAGAGCAGCAUCGUAUGAGUAAGGGCUUAGGAGUAUAUGAGCGUGUGGAGGAUAUGUUCCGCGACAUGCACGACCUUGCCGGCCUCCGGAUCAUCGUCGACUAUCCAUCCCAGCUGGAACGCGCCAACCAGCUCGUCCUAGAAUGCUUCCACCAGGAAAAUAAGCCAAACGUUUUCACUCGAGACCGGCCUGUCGGCCAAUCAUGGGAUGCUUGGUUUGGAGCCUACGAAAGCUGCAACCAUCACGUUACGUUAGACACCAGAGCCACGGGUAUCCUCCAGGUCUACCGUCAUGUAGUGUUCGAAAUCCAACUUACAAGUCUGCCAGAAAGCCUAUACAACAAGUUGGCUCACCCGUUGUUAUAUAAGCAGAAAUCUGGCAAGAUGUCCCGUCAGGACGAGAUGGUCAUUGACCUCUCUCAUGGGUUAUCACUUUGCUACUCCAUCUGCUUAUUAUACAUGCAAGAUAAACUAGACGACCAUGACAAGCAAGCAGAUCAGCAAGAGCUUCGCAAUGCAAUGAGAAAUGCUGUGUCUGGCCCUGAUACACAAGGCGAAGGCGACAAAGAUGAGGACCAGCUGACGGAUGGCAUGGGUCCUCUAGUCGGAAUGAUUCCCGACAUGGUACGCCGUCAAAUACCCAAUCUAUCUUCAAAGUCCAAUGGGAAGACAGUCUCAACAGAGCUCUUUACGGGUAUCCUUUCAGCGCUACCGGAGGCGUGUGACUCUCCAGAGAGCAUCUGGUCGAGUAUCAUCACCAGAUUAACUAACUGGGAUGCAAGAAUUGGCGCCGUGGAGGCUGCCAUGGAAAAGCAAACAAAAGCAAUUGAAAAGGCUCAGAACACGUCUCAAUCUGAAGCUGAUAAAAAGUGUCUCACUGAUCUACGGGUGAUUAACCCAUCGCAUCAUAAGAAGGCGGUUCAGAAAGCCAAGGGAGGCCUAUUGAAGGACGCCUAUCGUUGGGUCCUCCACCAUGAGGAUUAUCUGCGUUUUAGAAACAAUCCUGAUAACCGACUACUCUGGAUAAAGGGAGAUCCUGGAAAAGGGAAAACAAUGCUUCUUUGUGGUAUUAUUGAUGAGUUGCUGAGUGAGGAUCGAGAAAGCAUCUCGUUUUUCUUCUGUGAAGCAACCCAAAGUGACCAGAAGAGGAAUGCGACAGCGGUACUCCGCAGUCUUAUAUGGCUUCUUUGUACGGACCAACCACAUCUAGUGUCCUAUAUUCGAGAGCGAUACGAUAGCGAAGGCAAAGAUCUAUUCGAGGAUGAGACUACAGCUUUCCCGGCCCUCGAAGAGAUCCUGAUAGAUAUGCUGCAUGAUUCCAACUGCAGAGACAGCAUUUUUAUCAUAGAUGCCUUGGACGAGUCCUCUGAUAAUACGAGGUCAGACCUAAUCAACCUCAUCAUCCAGCUUUCAGACUCUAUUCAUAACGCUAAAUAG